Messenger RNA from Geodia barretti, 2991 nucleotides. The record is from the annotation of a GenBank genome assembly. NCBI's taxonomy places the organism in Eukaryota, Metazoa, Porifera, Demospongiae, Tetractinellida, Geodiidae.
UGGGAGAGGUGGUGGAGGGGGGCUUCAAACUAGCAAACUCGGCUACAGCAAUGAUGACACUACCAGCAAACCACCGUCACAUAGCAGUUUGGGAAAGAUGCUGCAGUCUAUCGUUGUUUCUCGCUCUGACAGUGUCCCUCGCCAGUCUCUGCAGAGCCGAGAGCACGAGCGUGAGGCUCCGAGACGGCUCCACGCAGUGGGACGGUCGAGUCGAGAUUCUCCUCAACAAGACUUGGGGCACUGUCUGUGAUGAAGGAUGGGAUCUCAAUGACGCUAACGUCGUUUGUCGGCAGCUUGGGUUUUCGCUUGCCGUCAAAGCGACGACAAUGUCAGCCUACCCAGCGGCAUCGCCAGAUGAGAGGGUGUGGAUUGAGGGAGUGGAGUGUGAGGGAGGGGAGGGGGACAUUGGGGAGUGUGGGAGGAUGGGAGAAUGGGGAGAGGUGAGCAGUGACUGCAUGGAUCAUAGCAGAGACGCUGGAGCUAUCUGUGCAGAUGAUUCUGAGGCUCUGAGUGUGCGUCUAGUAGGCGGAGCCUCAGAGUGGGAGGGACGAGUGGAGGUGUUCUUUGGAGACGUGUGGGGCGGAGUUUGUGACGACGGUUGGGGUGUGGGGGAAGGAAGUGUCGUUUGCCGGGAACUUGGGCUUACCCUUGACACCCCUCAACACCAACCAACCAGUGGGGAGUUUGGUGAAGGGGAGAGUGUGAUUUGGCUGGACGACGUGGUGUGUGGUGGAGAAGAAAUGAAGCUUGCUGACUGCUCACACGCUGGCUGGGGAGAGCACAACUGUGUGCCUUCAGAGAACAUCGUACUUCGAUGUACCUGCUCUCUAAGACUAUCACCAUUAAGAACUCUGGACAGGCCUUGGGCUGGAGUAGUGGAAGUCUUUGCUAACGAUGAAUGGGGCAGGGUCUGCUCUGAAGACUGGGGACUGAGUGAGGCGAAUAUUGUCUGCAAAAACCUGGGUUUUGAGGGUGCUCUUGAGGCAAGGGGUGAGGUCUCUGAUCCACAGACUGACCUCUACUGGCUGGCAGGGGUUAACUGCAGUGGGUCUGAGACUGGAUUAUGUGACUGCCUCAUUCCGAAUGGAAUCACCAACAGUAACUGUGCCGACAACAGUGAUGCUGGAGUCCUGUGUCAAAGUGUACCAGGUGAACCCUAUGAGUUCCGGCUGGUGGGCGGAGUCAGGCCGUGGGAGGGGAGGGUGGAAGUGAGUGUGAAUGGAGAGUGGGGGACGGUCUGUGCUGUGGAUCCAGACUUAACUCCAAAAGAUUUUGAUGUCGUUUGUCGUCAACUCGGAUACAAUGGAGCUCUCAUUACCUACAUUACAACUCCUUUUGGAGAGGGGACAGGAAUGCAGUGGUUUCAGAAUUUCAACUGUGUCGGGAACGAGGAAAGUGUGUUGGAUUGUCCUCGUGAGCGAGGAGUUGGGGAUAUUGCUGACUACUGUACCCAUCAUUUUGAUGGCUCCGUUAUCUGUCAAGCUAAUAGUGGGAUCUCUGAAGAAGAGUAUUUGGCACCGCUUCGUCUGGUGGGUGGGGCUACUCCCUACGAGGGGCAGCUACAAGUUCUGUACAACGGUCGCUGGGGGAAGGUGUGUGGAGACGGGUUUGACCUGGCGGCAGUCGACAUUGCCUGCUCACAGCUAGGCUAUGGUGCAGUGCUGAAUUUCAAUAACCAGCUUUUUGAUGCUGUACCCGACAUGCCUGGCCCCGUUCCAUUCUGGCUCGAUGAUCUAGCCUGUCGUGGGAAUGAGAAAGCUCUGUCGUUCUGUCCCCAUUCCAUGUGGGGUAAACAUGACUGCAGUCAAAACCAGGCCGUUGGACUUGCCUGUGCCGAGCCCGAUGUGGACCCCCAUGACCUUCGUCUAGUGGAUGGUCAGACGGAAAAUUCCGGAAGACUUGAGGUUUUGUAUGGAGGAGUAUGGGGAACAGUCUGCGGAAUUGGGUGGGACCUGGAUGAUGCAGAUGUCGCGUGCCGACAGCUCGGUUUCCUUGGAGCCCUCACGUUGCUUGGCAACGAUACGAUCUCCGAGGGUGUGGGUGUGGUCUGGUUGGAGGGAGUGGGUUGCCAUGGGAACGAGAGUCGCCUAACGGAGUGUCAGUUGUCAGGAUGGGGUCUGUCCCAGUGCGACCAUACCCAAGAUGUUGGGAUCACAUGCGAUGAUUUGGAACCGUCUGCCACCCUGUCUGUGACCACACCCACUUCUACAUCGACCACACCCACCAUGUCUCUAAUGAUGCUCCUUCCACUUCCUUCGUCCACACCCACUGAUAUGCCAGUGACCACAGCUGCUGACAAACAUUCCCCUUUGAUGACCACACCCCAAACCACACCUACUUCCGUUCUACUGUCUACCAGUCUUUCGGAACCUUUUCCCAAGACAACAUACGCAGUCUCGACUAAAGCCACACCCACUGAAGACCUUUCGACCUCUGACGGAAACAAUGUGAUCCAGUCUCCAGUGGUUGUCAUAGGAGGCAGCACCCUUGGAGCGAUAUUUGCAGUUUCCGUCACAACAAUAGCAAUCAUCAUUAUCUUCCUUCUUGUACGCUUGAGAAAGAAGGGAAGAGUUAAGAUCUAUGACACGGUUGGUGGAAGGAGAGUUCCUUCCAGUAGAACGCUGGAGCGUUCUCCCUCCUUAUCCUCCUUCUCUACUCACCCUCAACACACACAAGGGAUAGAGGAUGAAGCAGACAGGUCUACAAAUAUCGGCAGAGAAGGGACAGAUGGAGGCAGAUCAAUUCUGCAACAUUUUCUGUUGUCUCAACCAGAACCCAACAUCUAUUACGAAAACCCUUUGGCCUCCACUACUGAUGAUAGCGAGCCUGCGACACCAAGUCAUGUGACUGAGGCCACACCCACUACUCUCCCGGAAUCUAACUCGGACAUGGAGAUGAGGUCCCUACCGAAGAAGAUGAACACAACUUCCAACUCCACUGUAGCCACGUUUGUCUAAUGUACUUUCCCAGAGUUUCAGAGUUAAGCGCGUG